Vespula pensylvanica (western yellowjacket) is the source of this 2394-nucleotide messenger RNA. Its product is annotated as FK506-binding protein 5-like. NCBI's taxonomy places the organism in Eukaryota, Metazoa, Arthropoda, Insecta, Hymenoptera, Vespidae. The record is from RefSeq and is a predicted model, not a curated record. The coding region runs from base 1 to 1881 and encodes 626 amino acids. The transcript has 2 exons.
AUGAAAAAAAGUUAUUCUAUUUCUUGUUGUACAAACACUCCUUCGGAAGAUAAAGUGCACGAUCAAGCAAUGAUUAUAGAUUUAUCAGAUCAAGAGAGUAUGCCAUCUCAAUUAUUAAUGCUCUCUCUUUCUCAGCUCUGUGACAAUGAUCAUAAUAGUUAUAUUACAUCGUAUGCAGGCAAUCAGUACAUGGAAAUUCAUCAUAAUCAAUCGAUAAUAUCAGAUACUAUUAAAUGUCAAUGUUUAAAUAAAUUAAAAAUACCAGAAUGGAUUUUAUCUUGUACAAAUGGUAAUAUGAAAAAAUCUGAAAAUUCUACAGUUAAUAUACAUGAUAAGACCAAUAAGGACACUAUUAACGAUACAAUUCAAGAUAUAUAUGUUAGAAAUGGAACAAAACGAUUGGGUGAUAGUGAUAACGAAGAUGUCGUCUCAAAUAAGGAAAUUAAACAAAUACAUUUAGACAAACGAAAUGAAUUCGAAGAUGUAUGCAGGAAUACCGAUUACACAUGUAUGAAUGGCACUAUCAUGAAAUCAGUUGAAAAGGAUGCGGAAAUGUAUAAAAUAAAUUCGCAAAAUGCUCAGAAGACAAAUAACGAUUUAUCGGACAAUGAAACGUACCAGAAAGAAAACAACAUAGAGCUUGAUGAUUAUGUAUCUACUGAUAUAGGGCCAAGUAAUGACUUACAGAAUAAUACGCAAUCUUGUGAUACCAUAAUAAUAGCUUUUUCCAAACCAAAAUUUAAACAAGUUUUAUCGGAAAUCAAGGAACAUAUAAGAAGUUUAGAAAAACAAAUAGAAAGUAUAAACAAUAUAAUAGACAAUAUAACAGUUUUAUCGGAACAACAAGGCCAUUUACCUUCGGAAAAAGAAAACUUCACAAUAUUUUGUGAAAAAAGAUACACAUAUCCAAAUGAACCGCAAACAGAUGAAUUCGUCGAUAUAAAUAACAAUAAAGAACAAAUAAUAGAUAAAAAUAUGAAAGAAUCUAAUAUGUGUAAAUGUCUACAAAAAUGUACAUCUUUAACAGGAAAAUUUUCCAACUGUCAAGAGCGAAUUGCUACAUCUAUAGACGAGGAAUUAUUAGAAAAUGAUGAUACCGUCGAUCCAGAGCAAAGUUCAGUGGUCGAAAAAAUUUCAUCAUAUGCAGAAGAAGAAGAAGAAGAAGAAGAAGAAGAAGAAGAAGAAAAAGAAAAAGAAGAUGAAGAAGAAAAAGAAGAAGAGCUUUCCACUACAGAAAUAAUAACAGAUAUAACAAAUCACAAACCUGACAAAUCACAACAGAAUAACGGAUCACAAAUUGAUACAAUAACUGCACCUCAUACGAACCACGAAAUAGAGCAAAUACCUCUUUCUCAUUCAGAUGACAAAAAUAUGUCGGACUUUAAGACAGAUGAAGUGAAAUCAUCCGUUGAAUCGAAAACUAAAAAUAAUCAUUAUGAUCAGGCGGAUUGUAACACUGCCACUUCAUAUCAUUCCACAAAGAAGACUGCAAUAUCUAAUCAUGAUACAAUUUACGGCUUAUAUUUAGAAACAACUUAUACACAAUCGUCCAAUUUUCAAAUUGUUGCUGCUACGUCGAUAUCGUCUUCGAAGUUAAAUUCGGAUACUACGGAAAGCAAUGAUCUCCCUAAAUCGGAAAAAUCCACAUCGAGAAAAAUUGUCGAGAAAAGCAAUAAUAAAGUUUCUCCUGCUACAUUAGAUAUUUCUACAACGAUAGACGAUCUAAACCCAUCUAUUUCUAUUCAAUGUAUAACAAUUAAUUUGUCAAACUGCCAAGUUCAUCCACAAACUACAAAAAUAAAAGAUACGAGUGUACGGAAUAUUCACGAGAAAGUGACAAAAAAUAAAAAGAAUAAAAAAUUUAAAUUAAGAAAAAGUUAAGAUUUGCUUGCAUCAAGUAUAAUAAAUACAUAAACGCCUUUUGCUUUAUAAAGAUAUCGUAUAAAGCUACAUUACUUCUUAUUAUAACUAAUCGAUCAGCAAUAUAGAAAGUAUAAUUAUUAUAAAUAUAAAAUUAAAUAACUUCUCUCACACAAUUCCUAUCGCGUGAAUUUAUAAGUAAGAUGUCUAUUAAGCGUUAUAUAGAUUCACAGGUGAUUCAUUUCCAGAAUAAUAGAAAAUAAUAUAAUCUUCAAACUAAACAAAAUAAUACAGACUUCAACAUUCCACUUCAAAGUAAUGGUAAAAAAAACCGUCCAAUCUUACUAUUCUCUUAAUCACAAAUUCUAAUGAUGUUAUAAAGUAACAAAAUAUAUCUCCAUGAUGCAAGCGUGGCUAAUACUCAACGAAGAAAAAUGAUUUAUAGUGUUCAUAGAUUAUAAGAACUAUCUUUAACAUAAUUAUUAUUGUAAACUGAACUGAUAUUAAAAUAAAUGCCAUUAUGUUCAACGAUAA